AUGUCCACCAAUGAGAAUGCUAAUUCACCAGCUCCCCGCCUUAACAGAUUCAAGAACAAGGGGAAAGACAGUACAGAAAUGAGGCGCCGCCGAAUAGAAGUUAAUGUGGAGCUAAGGAAAGCUAAGAAGGAUGACCAGAUGCUGAAAAGGAGAAAUGUCAGCUCUUUUCCUGAUGAUGCUACUUCUCCACUGCAGGAAAACCGCAACAACCAGGGCACUGUAAAUUGGUCUGUUGACGAUAUUGUCAAAGGCAUAAAUAGCAACAAUUUGGAAAGCCAGCUCCAAGCUACUCAAGCUGCUAGGAAACUGCUUUCUAGGGAAAAACAGCCCCCUAUUGACAACAUAAUCCGGGCUGGUUUGAUUCCAAAAUUUGUGUCCUUCUUGGGAAGAACUGAUUGUAGUCCCAUUCAGUUCGAAUCUGCUUGGGCCCUCACUAACAUUGCUUCUGGGACAUCAGAACAGACAAAGGCUGUGGUAGACGGAGGUGCUAUCCCAGCAUUCAUUUCUCUGUUGGCAUCUCCCCAUGCUCACAUCAGUGAACAAGCUGUAUGGGCUCUAGGAAACAUUGCAGGUGAUGGUUCAGUUUUCCGAGACUUGGUUAUCAAGUAUGGUGCAGUUGAUCCACUAUUGGCGCUUCUGGCUGUCCCUGAUAUGUCAUCUCUAGCAUGCGGUUACUUACGUAAUCUUACCUGGACACUUUCAAAUCUUUGUCGCAACAAGAAUCCUGCACCCCCCUUAGAGGCUAUUGAGCAGAUUCUUCCUACUUUAGUUCGUCUCCUGCAUCACGAUGAUCCAGAAGUAUUAGCUGAUACCUGCUGGGCUAUUUCCUACCUUACUGAUGGUCCAAAUGAACGGAUUGAAAUGGUUGUGAAAACUGGGGUUGUGCCCCAACUUGUGAAGCUUUUAGGAGCUACUGAAUUGCCAAUUGUGACUCCUGCGCUCAGAGCCAUAGGAAAUAUUGUCACUGGGACAGAUGAACAAACACAGGUUGUAAUAGAUGCAGGAGCACUUGCCGUGUUUCCUAGCCUGCUAACAAACUCCAAAACUAAUAUUCAGAAGGAAGCUACGUGGACAAUGUCAAACAUCACAGCCGGCCGCCAGGACCAGAUACAACAAGUUGUGAAUCAUGGAUUAGUCCCAUUCCUUGUUGGCCUUCUCUCAAAGGCAGACUUUAAGACACAAAAGGAAGCCGCAUGGGCUGUGAACAACUAUACAAGUGGCGGAACUGUUGAGCAGAUUGUGUACCUUGUUCAUUGUGGCAUAAUAGAGCCGUUGAUGAACCUCCUAACUGCAAAAGAUACCAAAAUUGUUCUGGUUAUUCUGGAUGCCAUUUCAAAUAUCUUUCGGGCUGCUGAGAAACUAGGUGAAACUGAGAAACUUAGUAUAAUGAUUGAAGAAUGUGGAGGUUUGGACAAAAUUGAAGCUCUGCAAAACCAUGAAAAUGAGUCUGUGUACAAAGCUUCAUUAAACUUGAUUGAGAAGUAUUUCUCUGUAGAGGAAGAGGAAGAUCAAAAUGUUGUGCCAGAAACUACCUCUGAAGGCUAUACAUUCCAAGUGCAGGAUGGCUCUGCUGGGACCUUCAACUUUUAG
Molecule: messenger RNA, 1590 nt
Organism: Rangifer tarandus platyrhynchus (Svalbard reindeer)
Lineage: Eukaryota; Metazoa; Chordata; Mammalia; Artiodactyla; Cervidae
Source: the annotation of a GenBank genome assembly